Messenger RNA from Oreochromis niloticus (Nile tilapia), 2149 nucleotides. Its product is annotated as sialoadhesin. Bases 15 to 1118 code for a protein of 367 amino acids. The record is from RefSeq and is a predicted model, not a curated record. NCBI's taxonomy places the organism in Eukaryota, Metazoa, Chordata, Actinopteri, Cichliformes, Cichlidae. The transcript is spliced from 6 exons.
AGAGCUCUGUGAACAUGAUGACGGUUGGCAUGCUACUGACUGUCCUGUUUGUUUCAGGUGCUUUGGCUGGUUGUUCUGAUAAAACAGCAAUCUCCAUAACUGCCCCAAAGCAGAUGGAAGCACUGAGUGGAUCUUGUUUGUUAAUCCCAUGUAGCUUCAGACCCAAAGAAAGACUGACAUUUAUCAGCACAGGAAAAACCUUUGGAGUGUGGAUUAAAACUGAUGCCAGAAAUCCAACCAACGUGAUCUACAACAGUAAUGGUGCAGCUUAUCCAAUGAGUAUUACUGGAAACCUGAGUCAGAGAGACUGCACCACUCUGUUUUCUCAUUUAACCACCACAAACACAUACUUCUUCAGAGUAGACAGUGAAAGAUUCAAGGCGACAGCAGACUGCAACCCUCUUCAAAUAACAGUCAGAGAUUCUCCUUGGAGGCCCAAAAUUACAAUCCCAGGUGAUCUGAAGGAGAAGGAGUCUGUCACUAUAACCUGCUCAGCUCUCACUCCCUGUCCACACUCCCCUCCUCAACUCACCUGGAAUCUCCAACAAGACUCUCACAACAAAACAGAGCAAAACACAGAUGGAAGCUUUACAAGUAAAAUCCAGCAGACCAUCACUCUGUCAGACACACAUGAUGGAAAGAAGAUCAGCUGCUCUGCCAGAUAUCCUGUGAACCAAGGAAAAGACACCAAGACAGCAGAGACAGAAGAGACUCUCAGUGUUUCAUAUGCUCCUAAAGACACCUCAGCAUCCAUCAGUCCAUCAGGUUUGGUGUCAGCAGGCAGCUGGGUGAAGCUGACCUGCUCCAGCAGAGCCAAACCUCCAGUCAGCAGCUUCACCUGGUUCAAGAAGAGCAGAGAUGGAGCUGUGAAAGUAUCUGAAGGAGAGAUUUACAGCUUCAAUGUAACAGAUGGAGGAGUUUAUUACUGUGUGGCCACUAAUGAUCUGGGUAAUCAGGCAUCAGCAGAGAUUCAUCUCUCAACGCUUACUUACUGUGAAGCUGGAAACCUGGUUGGUGUCUACACUAUAAUGAAGACUGUGGGAAUCAUAAUGCUUGUGAGCACACUGAGCAUCUUUGAGUGCUGGUUCAAAUCAAGACGCUUCAACAAACAGACAUAGAGCUGUCAGAUGAGCAGAGUAUCAUCACAUCACAUCAACUAAAGUGUCUGCAGGAUGAUAAAUGCUACCUGCUAAAGCAUUAAAACUUAACAUAUUUGUUUUUUAUUUUGAUGUUCAACAACUGUGUAUGACCAUUUUACUUUGACUAUAGGGAUGUUAUUACAGAGUGAUCUCUCCUCAAACCACUGUUGUUUUACCUAGGGAUGGGAAGUGAUAAGUUUUUUGUGAUCAGGGUCAUUACUCAAAAAAAGUAAAGUAGAAAAAUGUUAUUACACAUAUUACACAGAACUUUCCUUAAAGGUAAUGCAGUAUAUUGCUUAAGUACACGCAGGUUCAAAUGUUCACAAAGUGGCUAGCUUCACUAAAAAGGACCCCCCCCCCUUUAUCAUGGUGCUGGGCAAGGUUCAGCAUUUACUCAGCUUUAACAUCACUCUGGAUUCUUGGCUAACUUUGUGUUAGCAUGCUGUCUGUUGUUUCUGCAUUAUAUCUGACCAAAAUAUUGUGUGGGCGUGAUCUCCAAAUGGUGCUGAUAGGUGUGGUUAGUUUUACAAGAACAGUCAAUUCAUUUCAAUAUGAAAUGUCCAAUUUGCCAAGAGCCACGUAACUUGGCGCACGUUUAAAUAUUAACUGGGGAUUUUUGCUUUAGUGGGAAAUUUACAGCAUAGCUAUGUCGUAACAAUUAGCAGUAAAUUGCAAGCCACAAAAAUGUUUGAAUCAUUUGUGUACUUGAUUUAAAUAUUCUCCUUCCUAUGUUAUGUACCUUGAGAACGGAACUCCCUGAUAUAAAUAUGCAAGAGGGCCAGUCUAAUAGUCUAUGUUCAUCAUUUCUCUAUAAGAUGUAAUAUAAGAUUCUUCUGCUUAUAUGUGUCAAGCUGACUUUACUGAAUGAAAGGCUUCAUAUUAUCUCCUUCUGUCAUCAUGUAAUCUUUGGCAGGUAGAUACUUUGAUUCUGUAUAUAUUCUAGUAUUACUGUAGCUCUUUGUAAAAACAUAAAAAGUGCCAUCUUGUUCUCUGUACUGUUAUUUGACUUC